Molecule: messenger RNA, 471 nt
Organism: Lottia gigantea (owl limpet)
Lineage: Eukaryota; Metazoa; Mollusca; Gastropoda; Lottiidae
Exons: 1
Coding region: 1-471 (156 amino acids)
Source: RefSeq, a predicted model, not a curated record
AUGGUAAUCAUAAGGACAAAUCUGUAUCACUCCGUAAAUGGACAUAAUAUUGGUAUAAGAAAACAGGAGAGGGAGAAGGAGUGUGAGGAGAUAAGAGGAGAAGGAGUGCGAGGAGAGAAGAGGAGAAGGAGUGCGAGGAAUGAAGAGUUAGAAGAUGUACGGGGAGAGAAGAGGGGGAGCGCGGGGAGAGAAGGAGGAGAAGGAGUGCAGGGAAAGAAGAGGGAGGAGUGCGAGGAGAGAAGAGGGAGAAGGAGUGUGAGGAGAGUAGAGGGAGGAGAUCGGGAAGAUUUGGAGGAAGAUGGAGUGCGGGGAGAGAAAAGGGAGGAGAUCGGGAAGAAAAGAGGAAGAAGGAGUGUGGGGAGAGAAGAGGGGAAGUGUGGGGAGAGAAGAGGGAUGGGUGUGGGGAGAGAAGAUGGAGGAGUGAGGGGAGUGAAGAGAGAGAAGGAGUGCGUCUGGAUGGGUGUGUAUUAG